CAUCGCAACCCAAUAAAAAAAACUAAAUAGCUGCAAAAAUGCCUUGGACGCAAAAGACAUUUACUCUGCCCUCAAAAUCGCGCGGCUCCUACCUCAUAACUGACCACAUCCUUUCAUCGCUGCCGGAAAUCCGCGAGUACAAGGUCGGCAUGUUGAACCUCUUCGUUCAGCACACCUCCUGCGCGCUCUCGCUAAAUGAGAACUGGGACGAGGAUGUCCGCGAGGAUAUGUCUGAUGCGCUGGACCGCAUUGCGCCCGCUGACAAGAAGGGGAACCUUUAUCGGCACAGUGCGGAGGGGGAGGAUGAUAUGCCGGCACAUAUCAAGUCUGCGCUCAUUGGAGCGUCGGUCAACAUACCUAUUUCGAACGGCAAAUUGGCGACGGGAACGUGGCAGGGCAUUUGGUACUUGGAAUUCCGGGCUAUGAGGCAUACGAGAAAGGUUGUUGCUACUAUUCAGGGGGAGAAGGAGUGACUAGAUGCAGAUGUGGAUUAUCAUCUAUAGUAUCAGGGUGCUACUAUUAGUUGGUUUGCAU
Molecule: messenger RNA, 534 nt
Organism: Aspergillus nidulans FGSC A4
Lineage: Eukaryota; Fungi; Ascomycota; Eurotiomycetes; Eurotiales; Aspergillaceae
Product: YjbQ family protein
Exons: 2
Coding region: 39-473 (144 amino acids)
Source: RefSeq, a predicted model, not a curated record